Molecule: messenger RNA, 312 nt
Organism: Staurois parvus
Lineage: Eukaryota; Metazoa; Chordata; Amphibia; Anura; Ranidae
Source: the annotation of a GenBank genome assembly
UACAGGAGAUGAGCAGAGACUACAGACAUAGUACAGGAGAUGACCAGAGACUGCAGAUAUAGUACAGGAGAUGACCAGAGACUGCGGACACAGUACAGGAGAUGACCAGAGACUGCGGACAGCACAGGAGAUGACCAGAGACUGCAGACAUAGUACAUGAGAUGACCAGAGACUGCGGAUAUAGUACAGGAGAUGACCAGAGACUGCGGACAGUACAGGAGAUGACCAGAGACUGCGGACACAGUACAGGAGAUGACCAGAGACUGCAGACACAGUGCAGGAGAUGAUCAGAGACUGCAGACAUAGUACAGG